AUGAAUGGCCGCAUCCUGAUCAAGCUCAUAAAACGGACGGUUCCCACGGUCCUGGGUGGAUUGGCCGUUCUCGGGGGCGGGAAACUCUUUAAUGAGCACUGCUAUUCCUACCAAACCUGCUCCGGCCCCUCUAUGUACCCGAGCAUAAAUUACCGGGGCCAAUGGCUUCUCAUUUCUAAGUUUCACAAGCACGGAAAAGGGCUCGAGGUGGGGGAUCUGGUCGUAUUCAAGAGUCCACUUUUUCGAGGGCGGACGUCGACCAAGCGGGUGCUGGGCAUGCCGGGGGACUUCGUGUUGAAGGAUGCACCGUCGCCUGGGGAUGACGGGAAGGGGUGCGAGGAUGCAGAGAUGAUACGGGUCCCCGAAGGCCAUAUCUGGGUUAUUGGCGAUAAUUUGCCAUGGUCGAGGGACUCGAGAUUCCACGGACCGAUCCCGUUAGGAUUGGUGGUUGGUAAAGUUAUUGCACUAGGAAAAUCGUAUUCGUUUCCUAGAUGGGCACGGAAUACCUUAGAACCUGCUAAGUUUUCGGACGAAUGA
Messenger RNA from Paracoccidioides brasiliensis Pb18, 537 nucleotides. RefSeq names its product signal peptidase I. Gene Ontology annotation, molecular function: serine-type endopeptidase activity. Gene Ontology annotation, cellular component: mitochondrial inner membrane peptidase complex; membrane. The transcript is spliced from 2 exons. Bases 1 to 537 code for a protein of 178 amino acids. The record is from RefSeq and is a predicted model, not a curated record.